AUGUCAGUGCCAAAAGCAGUAACCCCGAGCUACACUCAGGCUUACCAUGCGGCGCUGCAUAGGGAGUCCCUGCAGCGCUUACCUUGUCCUUCGCUCCCAUGAUGUGUCCCCUGCAGCGUCCCCGGCCAUCUCCUCUGGCCGUUGCCGGCAUCCGGCUUCUGUGUUCCGGUCCCUGUGACGUCGGGAUGUACGGGCGCCUCCGGCGGCGGGAAAUUUGAAAAUUUUAAAAAAUGUCAUUUUUUUUCAAAACAAAUUUUUCAUAUGCUUUGUCCUGUGCCCUGCCUGCAUUUUGUCAGUUCUUUCUG
Molecule: messenger RNA, 305 nt
Organism: Staurois parvus
Lineage: Eukaryota; Metazoa; Chordata; Amphibia; Anura; Ranidae
Source: the annotation of a GenBank genome assembly